UGUAAAGGAAAUAACUGUGCUCACUAAAGACAUCAAUCAGGUUGGAUCCGUGAACAUUGUCCACUUUGUGCUUUGGAGCUUGACGGUGAAAGGGUAGAGGAGGAAAAAAGGUGCACAGUUGAAUGAUUGUUAAGUGAUAAUGCAAAUAUGCAAGGCAGCUGAAGUAAGUUUGCACAGCUAUCUCAUGACAUUUUCUAAUUUUCAAAAUCUUAAUUUUGCAACCCGAUAGUACUACUUUAAAAUGGAGGAGGAUCUAUGUGUAAAAUUCUAUUUACUUCACAUGCAACUGAAUGCUUCCAUAAAACAGCCUUCAGUAAAGCAGCUGGCCAGCAUGGUCCAACCUGAGAACAUACGUGGUGAAAACUGUUGGUCUUCGGGAAGUCUGGUUUUUUGGGCUACAGUAUGUGGACAGCAAAGGCUACUCAACUUGGCUGAAACUAAAUAAAAAGGUAACUCAGCAAGAUGUACGAAAAGAAAAUCCUUUGCAGUUCAAGUUCAGGGCCAAGUUUUUUCCAGAGGAUGUAUCUGAAGAAUUAAUUCAGGAAAUAACUCAGAGACUUUUCUUCCUGCAAGUCAAAGAAUCGAUCUUAAAUGAUGAAAUAUACUGCCCACCAGAAACUGCAGUUCUUCUGGCUUCUUAUGCUGUCCAGUCCAAGUAUGCAGAUUACAGUAAGGAGAUCCAUAAACUAGGCUACCUAGCCAGUGACAGACUUCUCCCCCAGCGGGUGUUAGAACAGCACAAACUGACAAAAGAACAGUGGGAAGAAAGAAUACAGAACUGGCAUGAAGAGCACAGGGGAAUGUUAAGAGAAGAUUCUAUGAUGGAAUACCUUAAGAUAGCACAAGACUUGGAAAUGUAUGGAGUCAACUAUUUUGAAAUAAAGAAUAAAAAAGGAACUGAAUUGUGGCUGGGAGUUGAUGCUUUGGGUCUGAAUAUUUAUGAGCAUGAUGAUAAGCUGACACCCAAGAUUGGUUUUCCUUGGAGCGAAAUAAGAAACAUCUCUUUUAACGACAAAAAAUUUGUCAUAAAGCCAAUUGACAAAAAGGCCCCUGAUUUUGUUUUUUAUGCACCCCGUCUGAGAAUUAACAAGCGAAUUUUGGCACUUUGUAUGGGAAAUCAUGAAUUGUACAUGAGGAGGAGGAAACCUGAUACAAUUGAAGUGCAACAGAUGAAGGCCCAAGCUAGAGAAGAGAAACAUCAGAAACAAUUGGAAAGGGCACAAUUAGAAAAUGAGAAGAAGAAAAGGGAGAUAGCAGAAAAGGAGAAGGAAAGAAUAGAGCGUGAAAAGGAAGAACUAAUGGAACGCUUAAGACAAAUUGAGGAACAAACAAUGAAAGCUCAGAAAGAGCUAGAGGAACAGACUAGAAGAGCUCUAGAACUGGAUCAAGAACGGAAGCGUGCAAAAGAGGAAGCAGAGCGCCUGGAAAAAGAGCGUCGAGCAGCUGAAGUAGCUAAAGCUGCUCUAGCCAAGCAGGCAGCUGAUCAAAUGAAGAACCAAGAGCAACUAGCAGCAGAAAUUGCUGAAUUCACAGCCAAGAUUGCACUUCUGGAGGAGGCCAAGAAAAAGAAAGAAGAGGAAGCUUCAGAAUGGCAGCACAAAGCUUUUGCAGCCCAAGAGGACUUGGAAAAGACCAAAGAAGAAUUGAAAUCUGUGAUGUCUGCUCCUCCUCCGCCCCCUCCCCCUCCAGUUAUUCCUCCAACAGAGAAUGAACAUGAUGAACAUGAUGAGAACAAUGCUGAAGCCAGUGCUGAACUGUCUUCUGAUGGUGUUAUGAAUCACAGGAGUGAAGAAGAACGGGUAACAGAAACACAGAAAAAUGAACGUGUUAAGAAACAGCUCCAGGCUUUAAGUUCUGAGUUGGCUCAAGCCAGAGAUGAAACCAAGAAAACACAAAAUGAUGUCCUUCAUGCUGAGAAUGUUAAAGCAGGCCGCGAUAAGUACAAGACUCUCCGACAAAUCCGACAAGGCAAUACAAAGCAGCGUAUUGAUGAGUUUGAAGCAAUGUGAGAGCUGUUAUUUUGCGUAUAUGUUCCUCGUAAAGCUGAACCACCAACUGAGAAAAAAAAGCAGGCCUUUGCAGAUUUGAUGGAUUGCACCCCACUUUGCCAAAGCACUUAAUACCAGGUUGACUACAAUGACUAGAAGACAAAUUUUUAGGGAAGCUAUUCCGCAGUAAGGCAGUCUAUCAACCCUAGGUUUUGGGGGGGAGGGUGCGGAGGUUAAUAGCACUUUUUUCUUCUUUGUGUUUUCAGUUUCUUUGCUUGUUUUUUGGUUUUUUUCCCCUUUGAAAACAGAUGUGAAGCAUAUAAUGACUGACAAGUGUGUAUAUUGCUUAACUUUAAGAAAUAGAAAGAAGAAUGGAACUGAACCUAAACUGGAUAGGUACUAUUUCAGUAUGAAGUUUUGAAAUUAGUUUUCAAUGUUAACUACACCAUUAAGAGUUUGAUAUUUGCUGACUUUCAGUUUUGGUUGUUUUUUCCUUGUUUUGGUUUUUGUUUUGUUUUGUUUUUGUGUUUUGUUUUUUUUGUUUUUUUUUUCCCAAGUGAAAUUCUUUGGUGUUUCAUAUCCUGUCAUCAUUGAUGGUUUUCUUUGCCUACCUGUUCACAAAGGUCUGGAUGGCAGGUGGUAGUUCCAGGAAAUGUUUUUAAAUGGAACACUACCUGUGGGCAGCACAUGGCUGCUGAUAGACUUGAGUAAGUAUUGAUUUCCUAGGUAAUUCUUUUAGAUGUGUAAAGUGUUCUAAUGCAGCAAAGAGGGAAAAAAAUAAACAAAACUUAAUGUGCAAUUUGCUUGUAAUUAUUUUAUUUGCAGUAGGGAGACCUGGACCUUUCUGGCAAGGGAGCAUAUGAAAACAUCAGUCCCAGGGAGGGGACAGUAUCCUACCUCACUACUAUGUACAUGAUGACCGGUCCUUCAAACACCAUGAAAAAACUGUUUAAAUUGACUAUCGCUACACAGUGAAUAGUCAAUUGCUAGGAGCCUUUACUCCUAGGAUUUUAUUUUACUUUAGGAUGGAUUUAUAGUGCUAAAUACUGUCUAACUGCCUUCUGUUGAGUUUAAAUUGUGAAAACAUCUGAUGUAUUUUAAAGCUGUAACCUGUCACUGGUAUACUAUCUUCUGGGAGGGGUGUAGAAUGUGCAUGUCAGUCAGCUUGGGUUUCCAAAUACAAAAUGAAAGUUCCCAGAAUUGGAGUAGAAGUGUUGUAGCUUCAGUUUUCAGUGAAGCUAGUAUUGUAAUUGUCAUAUCUGAUGUCAGAUCAUUAAGUCCUUUCCCUCUUGAAAAGGAGACCUGCUUUUUUGAGAAAUUUGCUUAUAAAUUGAACUUUAAUAACAACUUUACAGUUAAUGUGGACUGCAGUUAUCCCUUAUGUUAGAGAACUCUACUAAAUACCUACAGUGGAAGAACCUAACUUUCUCUGAGGAUGGUUCAGCUUUUAUUCCUGUUUGAUAUUAUGCACUCAUAAAUUUACACUUAUCUAUUAAAUUUUGCCAUUUUAUUAAACUUUUUUUUCAUGCACAAUAGGUUUAAAUUUCUUACAAACAGUCCAACUAAGUUUUUUUUAUUUUGUGGAGUAAAAGUUUGGCUAUGUGGGGUGACAUCAUGAAAAUUAAAUAAAGAUACAUUAAUAUAUUUUUGGUUUGUGGGGCUAAACAUAUCUGCUUCACCUUGAAGACUGAUGUGCAGAUGCUGUGCACAUGCUUCAAAAUGCUGCUUGGUGGAAGUUGGUGUUUCAACUUGCAGUGCAUUGUAAGAACAGUUUUUGUUUCAUAGGCUUCAUACACCGAAGCUUAAGCAAAUUUCUGAAGUAUUCAAACAGUUUGCCAUAGCAGGUGAAAUACUGUGCUUCCAGUGAGUUUUCAUUUUUCCCUGGAAAGUGUGCACUAACACUGAUACAUCAGUUUCAGUGUUGGGAAGAAACACCAGUAAAGUUUAUUGUUCAUAAAUCUACAACAUAUAGGGUAGGGCUAAAUGAAUUAGAUCCAUUUAUAAAGCUGUGUGAUUCUUUUUGGUUUUUUUUUUUUUGUUUGUUUUGUUUUUUAAAAUCUAAACAACCAGGAACAACCAUUUGUAAUACAGACUUUCACAAUGAACAAAGUGGUAAUAGCUGCUGUCACCAGCAGUUGGGAACACUUACUGGUGCAGAAAUACUAAGAAUACAUUUAAUGAUUACUUGGUGAAGUAAUUUUCCACAUGCUUUUUCCUUUAGCAUCAUGUUUUUGUGUUGUACAAUUAAGCUACAAUUACAUCUACUAUUUUGGAUAACAUUCAUUGGUUAACAAUAAAGAGAUAAAGUUAA
Manacus vitellinus (golden-collared manakin) is the source of this 4299-nucleotide messenger RNA. It is a transcript of the gene RDX, whose product is annotated as radixin. Gene Ontology annotation, biological process: regulation of organelle assembly; positive regulation of early endosome to late endosome transport; positive regulation of protein localization to early endosome. The record is from RefSeq and is a predicted model, not a curated record. Gene Ontology annotation, molecular function: cell adhesion molecule binding; actin binding. Bases 801 to 2009 code for a protein of 402 amino acids. The transcript has 12 exons. Lineage: Eukaryota; Metazoa; Chordata; Aves; Passeriformes; Pipridae. Gene Ontology annotation, cellular component: microvillus; apical part of cell; filopodium.